Molecule: messenger RNA, 2547 nt
Organism: Trichoplusia ni (cabbage looper)
Lineage: Eukaryota; Metazoa; Arthropoda; Insecta; Lepidoptera; Noctuidae
Product: transmembrane protein 64
Exons: 3
Coding region: 385-1212 (275 amino acids)
Source: RefSeq, a predicted model, not a curated record
CUAAACAAAUUGUAUUUAUUAUAUAAAUACGUAAGUUUGCUAAUAAAACACCAAAAUAACGAAAGUCUGAAAUAAACUAUGAAAAUUGAAUACUGCAUAUAAUUAGUUAAUACAAAAUUUUAGAAAUUCGAUAUGCCAUGAAUUUACAAGUCUGGCAAUUACAUUUCGAAAUGUCAAAAACAGAUUAUUUCUUUUAAAAAUUUAUAGUCUGUGUGUGAAUAGUGUUCACAGUGGUUGACUAUUCGGUCUUCGUUUAAUUUGGUCUCCCGUGCGUAAACGUGAAUUAAAUAGCCGCUUGAAUUGGGCCAUGGCGAAGAAAACCUUACGCAUGAUAAAACUGCAGAUAAACAUAUAGUCUACCUUUAAUUUUCUUUAAAUAAAGUCAUGAUGGAAAUUGUCGACGUUGAAGAAUGCCAGCCCGACCCUACAGCGGUCACAAGAAAGAAAAGUUUAUGGGCUAAAAUUAACAAUAGGACAACGUACAGUUAUUUGUUUAACAUUGUAAUAUCAAUACUGUUGCUCACAUGCCUCGUACUAGUGCUUUACUUUUUCAAAGAAUAUUUAAAGACGAUUUUAUAUUGGGUGGACGCACAGGAUCCGUGGAUAAUAUUUUUAUUGUUUAUGGGUUUAUUUUUGAUCGUCAGUUUUCCGGUGACGAUAGGAUAUUUAAUAUUAAUAAUAACGAGUGGAUAUUUGUUCGGGAUUGUCCAAGGAUUAGUAACAGUUUUGGUGAGUGCGAAUUUUGGUGUUGCCGUGGCUCAUUUUACUCUGAAAGCGCUGCGGAAUUAUUUGCCUCUGGACCGUCUCUUGAAGAACGAGACGGCUAGAGCCCUCCUGAAGGUGAUCUCGGGCCCGCAAGCAUUCAAGAUCGUGUUUUUCGCGAGAUUGACGCCAAUACCUUUUGGGUUGCAGAACACGAUAUUCGCUGUGAGCGACGUGCGCGGCUGCGGGUACCACUUGGCGACGAUGCUGGGGCUGCUGCCGGCGCAGGUCAUCAACGUGUACCUCGGGUCCACGCUGCGCUCCAUGCACGACGUUCUGCACGAGUCACAUCUCACGGGAUACGUCGUGUUCGCCUUUCAGAUCCUGAUCGGCAUCACGCUAAUGGUGUGGGUCGUGCAGAAGGCCCGCAAGGAGCUCACGAUAGCAAUAAUGGCGGCGGAGCUCGGGCGGGAGACGAUAUCCACGUCCAGCAGUUCUUCCAUCAGCUAGCCCACGCCGCGGGCUUCCACCGAACUGGACAGCGUCAGCGAGCGCUCCAGCUAGGCCCGGCUGGCCUCGACUGGCCCGGCUGGCCUCAGCUGGCCCCGGCUGGGCCUGGCUGACCCUGGCUAAGCCCACGCGAAGCCCGACACACCCACGACAAGGGUAUAACCAAAUCUGACACCAACGACAAACUCUCCUAUGCUUCUAUCCUUUUCUAUCGCAAUCGACUUUUAUAAAAGCGACAGAGAGACAUGAUACACGCUCUGUGUGACGAAAAAGAAUAGUGAAAGGAAAGUGAGACUCGAUGCUGCCAGAUACGGCUCAACCCUGAGGGUUCGUUCCAACCCUGUGAUAUUAUAUUAUAAUCGCCAUGUUACCUCCAAGAGGAUUAGUUUAACUGUUCAGCAAUGGGGGACUAAGAAGGAAAAUUAUAUUACAUAUAAGUCUUUCCUCGUAUUAUAUUGUUACCUACAUAGGUUUGUUAACGUGAUAAUGAAUCUCGCUCAGUAUGGACUGACGUGCUGUGAAUUGUCAAGGAUUGACACGACUGAGGGUAUUAUCGUUUGGAGGACUACUACUUGUCACCUAACUCCGUGAGUAAUUGAUGAGUUUGUACGACGUUUAUGUAUAUUUUGCGGUUGUACUCAUUUGCCGUUGCGAACGUCACGCUAUUGGUCGAAUUGGAAUAUGUUUGUUCCGUCAUUUCAAUACAAUUCGUGUCGAAGUGUAUCUUCUAUUGGACGGUGUUAAUGAAAUGCAAAAUACAUAACACAAUAUUAUCAUUAUAUAUGCGAUGCUUUGUAUAACAUAUGUACCAAUGUCAUGUUAAAUGUUUUACUAUGAUUCAGUAUUUGCGGGCUAUUGAAAAAUAUGUUAAUCUUCCUUUUGCAAAAAAGUUAGACUAUUUCUCUCAAGAUGUAUCUUUCUGAUCGUCUCAUUUUCCUAAUAAUUCUUAAGCAUUAAGAAAUCGAAAUUCUUGCCUAUAAGGGCAGAAGCCUGAGCCCAGUUGUGGGCAAUUAUGUUGGUUUUGUAGAAAAAAAAAGGUGAUCAAUAUACAGGCCAGGUCCUUAAAUAAUUAAACGGUUAUUUAAAGUUCACUGACAAUCGCUAUAAAAAGCGUAAAUGCAUGUUAAAGAAUUAUUUUUUACCGGUAUUAAACACGUUUGGAAUGAAUCCAAUAAUCCUCGCUUUUUGCGUACAAGGCGACUUUAAAUUGGAACGAAUUAAUCUGACUAGGUUAUCUUACUUAUGCGCAUUUCUUAAAUACAAUAGCCGGUUUCUAAUAAGUAUGAGAUAGAUCUCAAGAUUUAAUUAUGAUUACUUGAUGAACAAGGUAAAAUU